UAUAUAUCAAUAAAACAAUGCGCUUAUCAUCCAGAAUCAGCGCCCUCUGCGCUCAAUAAAUUCUACACUCUUCUCGUAUCAGGGUGGGUACUGAUAAGGCAAAAUUAUGAGUCAGAGCAAGUUGUAAUGCUAUAACAGUUAUAAUAAUGGCAUAAUAGGCCACAAUUUUUGUGUAAAUUCAACUACAAACCACGCUAAAUGUAGACGUAAAAAUGUAUAAGUUUACACGUAGGUAUACACAAAGAUUUAUAUGUAUUAAAGAUAGUUUAUAAGAAAAGUCGCUUAAAUGGAAAUUAGACAUUCAACUGUGCAAUAAAUAUAAAUGGUUAAAUAUCAGAUGUAUAUUCAUAUACGUACUUAACAUAAACUUAGGAAUGCUCAUAUUAACUAUGUUUACCACGGCUAUUACACUUUUUACAUAAUUCGUAUUUGUAAAAGAGAAAAUUCUCUCUCAGUAUAACCUAAACCCUCGUUCCGGUUGAUUUUGUUUAUGCAAAAUGAAUUCGAAUUAAUUAAAACCGCCUAAAACGUUUGAAUAAACAGGUGCAUUGUUAGAACACUGCCAUAUGACCGGGUUGGAAAAAAUAGGCGCAGCCUAAACCCAACCUAACCUAAGUGUUUUUAUGUAAUUUUUUUAAGACGCAUACACUUAUAUAUACGAAAAAGGAAAGUUUAAAGGCUCUACUGUAUAUUCCCUUCUACGUUGAUAUUAUUCAGCAUAGAACUUUUCUCAGUUUGGGUACCCUUGCCUAUUAGCAUCCAAAAAACUAUCGGUGGUCUUGUUGAAACAAGACUUUUUCGUUAUGUAACAGAAUACCGUACUAUUUAAAAUCUGCUUUGCUUUUAGGAUGUUAGGUUUUAUUUUUUUCUGUAUAAUUGUUAUUAUAUUCUCCUAAUUAUAGUAAAUUUUCAUUUAUUGCAUUGUACUUUUAUGCAUUUUCCGUCUUUUUUAAAAUUCUGUACCCUUAUUUUUUUUAACCACCCACACCCCUAUCUUUAACCCUCAUCCCACGAAAUCCGGUUCUAUUAUUCUUCAUCAGCUAUUAAGGCUACCUUGUCGCCAUCUACUUUCCUGCUCUUUCUCACCCUUUUUUUUUCCUGUUUUAAAAAGGGCUUAGCUUCAAGUCCCUGUGAGCGGUGCCUAAUCAAAGAGAAUCGUAUUUUACAGAAAUCGUUUUUAAAAAAAAAAACACGAAAGAACAACAACAACAACAGUUUAUUGUUUCGUAUGUCAAAUAAAGAUGCACUAUACUUUAGGCCUCGGUAAUUUUAUAGCUUUUAUACAACAUAUAAGCUACAAAAUUUGUUCAUCUUCUCAAUUUUUCCAUCUAUAUAUAUUAAAAUUAAUAUUUAUUGAAUAGAAACUAUCUUGAAAGACGAAGAACAAAAAGUUUCCCUAGAUUUAGCAAUAAAAAUGAAUAAAUAGUCAUAAAGAUAAGUAGAAAACCUUAGAAGAUAUAGAGAUAGAGAGGCGGGGACAGAGAGAGAGAAAGAGAGAGAGAGAGAAGAGAGAAUCAAAUGAGAUACAGGGAGGCGAAUAAAACGAUAUAAAGAAAGAGGAAGGUUGAAAAAGAAAAGAAAGAAGAUAUCUUAAGAAAGAUACAAGUUAAAAAGAGUGGGAAAGAGACAAAGACAAGGGAAUCAAUUCCCUCAAUAUCGUAAAAAAAUAAAUAAACUCGAGUUAGCUCAGGAAUUUUAAAUAGGCUAAUAAGAGUAAUAUUUCCCAUAAAAUGGUAUGCAUAUUGAACAGAAACUGAUACGAGAAGAGAAUAGAGAAAUUUAUGAUGUUUUCUUUCAAAUCAGAAAAAAGUAUUUUACUAUAAGGUGGUAAAUGAUCUACAUCAUCUUUCGACAAUAAAAAAAAAUCAAUUUGACCAUAGAUAACCUGGAGAGAAGUAAAAAGAAAAGUAUAAACAGAAAGUUUAUUUUAACCGUCCAAUCUUAUUAAGAUUAAUGUAUAAUGUAAAACAAUUAUAAAAUCACUUGCUAUAUCUCUCGAUUUAUCGUAAAAGACUUUACCAGUCCCGUUUUUAAGUAUAGGAACCUUAUGGUCGGUUUUCACUUACCGCCCCGUACUCCUCUGGUUUCCUUUUUUUAUUGUAUCUUUUGACCUAAUGCUAGCCUUGUAAAUCAAUUACAUAGAAAUUAUUAACAAUUGUUCUAGAAAUUAGGUAGAACGACGUCAGUACCUUUUCUCAAACAAAUAAUAUAAAGAAAUAAAGUAGUAGAGUAAACCGAUAGGGGAAUACAAAAAUAUAUUUCUGCUAAACAAGUAACAGUGGUGCCAUCUAGUGAAUUAUGCCAGAGUUUUUCGGUGUUUGAAAGCAUUUAAUUCAUGCUAUUAAUAUAUUUUAAAAAUAGACAGGUACUCGACCGUAAAAUUACAUGUAUUUCCUUGUCGGUUGCUCAAUCCCUUUUGUCCAUGAGCCUACCAUUUUAGAACAUAUACAAUAGACAAAAUAUGGAACGUUGGAUGGGAAGAGUAGCUAUAAUUACAGGAGCUUCGUCUGGAAUCGGUCAGGCUAUUGCCAAGAAAUUAACAAUUGAAGGAAUGGUCGUUUUUGGAGUAGCCAGAAGUUUCAAUAAAUUAAAUGAGUUUGCUGACAAACUUGGCCAAGUUAAAGGAACCUUCAUACCUAUGCAGUGUGACGUUAGAAAAGAGGAUGACAUUUUAAAAGUUUUUGCAGAGAUCAAUGAUAAGUAUGGUGGAGUUGAUAUUCUCAUCAAUAAUGCAGGAAUAGCAAAACAGGGUAGCAUUUUGGAAGGUAAAAGAGAGAAUUGGAUGGAUAUGAUCGAGGUUAAUGUCGUAGCCUAUGCCGAUUUUUGUAGAGAGGCCUAUAAAUCCAUGAAAAAAAAGGGUAUUGACGACGGCCAUUUAAUUAAUAUUAGCAGCUUAAUUGGACAUAUUGUUUUUAACCUCCCUUCUUACCAUUUUUACGCUGCAACAAAGCACUCUGUAAAAGCACUGACGGAAGCAAUUAGGCAGGAAUUGCGUAACGCCAAUUCCCAUAUUAGAGCUAGCGCUGUCAGCUCUGGCAUGGUAGAAACUGAUUUUUUUAACUUAAUUCAUGGUAAAGAAGAAAGCAAACAGAUCUGUUCAUACUUCAAGUGUCUGCAACCCGAGGAUAUUGCGAAUACUGUUGUUCACAUUAUACAAGCUCCUCCUCAUGUCGAAGUUAGUAAUCUUUACAGAGAAAUAAUAAUGAAGAUAAAAGGAGUAUGUCAGCAUGAAUCCUGCAAACAAUCUUUACAAUGUCAAUUGGACUUUCUGGAUAGUAGAUCUAAUAGUUUGGAUGAGAAAGUUGGAGAAACGCUUAAUUGGAUCUUGAAAUGGAAAUGUCGAAAGACAAUAAGCAAUUUGGUUGACUUUUUAAUUGACAUGUUUACAUAUUCGGAAAUUGAUUGCAUCAAAGUUAAUGGUUACGUAAAGACUUAUGGAACAGAUGUUGGAAUUAGGAAUCACGAAUGGCUGAUGAUAAACGAUAAUGAGGACGAAAUAAUUGAUAUUAUACAAUUCGUUCAUUAUGGUGAAACCAGUUCACCUUUCGCUAAAAGAAGAGUGGAUGAGAGCUAUCUUUUUUAUUUCUGGGACGAAUCAGCUAACAUUCCAAAACACAUUUUCUCUAAUUUAGAGGAAUUUAAAAGUUCAUUAUAUAUAAAUCCUCUAGCGUAUAGUAUAUGCGGUUUAUAUUCGUCAACUGCUGAGUUUAAAGAUAUCAAAUCAGAAUAUGGCGUUACCGAGAUUAUAUUCAAUCGAAAGAAUCAAUUAAAUUCUCGUCCAGUUAGAUUUAGCGGGUCCUUAGGGAACAACGAAGAAGUACUAGAAAACGGCGAUAGGUUUAUAUUCAUCGAGCAAAUAAGCGGGUGUAUUCGAAUUCGUAUUAAUUUACCAAAAAAUGGAUAUUAUUCCUUCAAGCUUAACUUUCAAAUUGUAGAUGGAUAUGGUAGAUUGGGAGAUUCAAUUUUCGUUUGUUCCUACGAGAUUUUUUGCGAGAAUGUACGUUAUCAACCUCAGCCUUAUCCCUUUAAUGAAAAUUUCGAAUGGGGUUUAAUAUCAGUUAAUCAUGUCUGGAAUUUGGGUUUAAAAGGCGUUCUGGGAGGCAGAGUUAUCAGUAGAUACGGUGUAUUAAGAUUAGAAUUCCAGGCAGACAAUUUGGAAAAGGAGGAUGUUAAUUUCGAAUUACGAUCAAAUUUUGCAGAUAUCAAUCAUUUAAGGCAUUCGUAUGUUUGUUGGAUACAUGAAAAUUCAAUUAUUGUUAUUCAUAUUCGAUUUCCGCUCGGAGGAUACUAUGCUUUAGAUGUUCUAGUUAGAAAAAGAAAUAGCGACGAGGAGAGGAAACUUAUCGGCUCUUAUUUAUUAUGCGCUGAACAAGCUUGUUUAGAUAGGCGUUUAUUCCCAGUACUACCUUCUAAUUCAAUAGGCAUCAAAUUUUCGGAUAGGAAAUAUAUUAGAUUAACAAAUACCGAACCAUUAAUCCAUUUGAAAGAAUCUGUAGACGACAUGGAAUUAUUAAUUGAAAAAGAAAAAACAACGGAAGAGGGAAACGUCAGAGUCAAAUGGACAUUAUAUCAUGAUGAUGAUGCAGUUAUCGAUUAUGAAAAACCACACUUUGCCUUUUGGGAGAAGCGAUCAGAGCAUGAAUACGUUGUAAAGACUAAACCGGCAGUUGUUGGCAUAUAUUUAUUAUCGAUCGAUAUUGGUAAUUUUGCAAUUUAUGUUAUUGUUAUAUGCGAUUAUCCUGCAAAAAACUUAUACCCCUUUCCUAGUAUAUUAAAUCAAACAGAAUGGCAAAGAUCCUCUGUACGUCUAGUUGAACCAUUAAGGGGCUUGAUCUGUAAGAACUCGAUAAGUAAAUUUUCUAUAAAGCUUCAAGAAAAUUGCCAACAUAGGGCAAACGUUGCAAUGUACGAUAAUGGAAUAAAGAAAUAUUCUUAUGGAAUGAAACGUAGAGGAGACAUAAAUAGUUCAGAACCUUUCAUAUUCUCCCACUUUUCGAGUGCUGUUAUAAGUUUAAACAAUAUUGCAUUACUAGAAUUCGAGAUUGUUGAUGAAGACUUUUAUGAGAGUAUUAAUGAUUGGCUUUCCCUCGAAUACGACAGAGCCGAAAAAUUCCAAAGCGACCUUAAAUAUCAUGCAUAUGUAUCUCUAAUGGCAGAAAAUAGUCCAACCCCUGAUACGUUAAAAAAAACGUCAUCGGCUAGCGUACGAAAAUCACUGUCCCCUCUUGUUGAAACUCCUUUUUCCGAGUCAUCUACACCGGAUCGAUUUGAAUCGCCAAAAGCAGUAUCUAGAAAGAAUAGUAACUCUUCUGUUUCCUCUUCAGGCGAUGAGCGCCUUAGAAAGUCAAGUCCUCAGCCUAUUUAUAGAAGUUUUUCCAUUCAAACUUAUCAUUCUCUACAAACGGAAUUAAAGUCUUUGGUUACGGAGUUCUCAGAAAGAAGUCCGACACUCAAGAAUGAAGAUGAUACAUCAACAUUAGUUGGAUCUGAAAAUGAAGACGAAACGACGGAGGUAAUUGAUAUAGGAGAAAGGAUUGACUCUAAAGAAAGGGAACGAACUGAUAUUAAAGAUAACGUAGAAUAUGAUAAAGUAAGUAAUGCUGGGAGAGAACGUGUAGACAAAAUGAAUGAAGUUAUUACAACUAAAGAAGGAGAAGAAGAAUUAAAGGCAAAAUCUGAGCUCGAAGAUGAAAAUAAAGAGAACGAAGAGGAAGAAACAAAGGAAAUAGACGACGAAGAAAAAAGUAACGAAGGAAAGGAUGACGAAGAAUUAGAAGAUGAAGAAGGAAGCAUCCUAGAAACAAGGUCAAUACAUACGAAUAGUCGAAUUUAUCCCACAUCGGAUUCGCAUUAUUAUGCAACAAGCCGAUCUAAUAGUCGUACAACUGAGUUAAUUGACAUGGUUACGAAGGAAAAUACACACAAAUUUGAGGCUGAUGUUGGAGGCAAGCAAAAAGAACAAUUGAAUGCAGUAGAUUCAAGAGGCGAUGAGGACGAAGAAGAAGAAGAAUUUGAAGAAAGCUGGGAAGAAGAGGGAGAAGAGGAAGAAAACGAUGAGGAAGAAGAAAAUUGGCCGGGAAGUUCGCCUAGUAAUUACGUCACUGAUGAUAGUCUCUCUUCCUCUUGCCAAUUAAUGUUGGACAGUUUGAGUAACCAUAGCGCAACUGAGGACUCAAAAGUAACGACCUCCGACGUUUCUCUAGCAGUAUGUCAAAAUCGUAGUAGUGUAUCAUCAAACGAGUCUUCAAACUAUAGUAAGAAUGGCGAGAAUUGCGUACCUAGAGAGGAUAUAAUAGAAGCAAGAGCAGAUUUGGAGUAUUUUACAAGUAUAUUGAAUGCUAAGGGUUUGAAACAGGUUUUAAAAGUACUUGAUUUAAGGCCAAAGUUGAAAUAUCAUUUGAGAAAGGAUUAUAAGAAGGCUGAAGAAUUGAUAAAGGACUUGGACGAAUAUGAAAUUACUGUCCAUAGGGUUCUUAAACUGAACAAUAAUUCUGUUGCUGAAUUGAUCAGCUAUAGAAAGCCAUCUCCAAUUAUUCACAGAAUCCUACAAGCCGUAUUACUAGUUUUCGGUUUUCCCGAGAGGAAAACAAGGGAUUUCGUCAAAGUAAAGAAACUUUUAAAGCAGCAGAACCUACUCAAGAGGAUUCACGACACGAAACCGGAAAUGAUUGAAACUUCGUUGGCACAGGAGGCCCAUCAACUUAUCACAGAUAUAGACAUGGACGAAGUAAAAGAUAAAAGCGCCGCAGCAGCAGCUAUUUUUAAAUGGGUAAGUUAUAAUUUAUUCAUAGAAUUCGCUUAA
Dimorphilus gyrociliatus is the source of this 6802-nucleotide messenger RNA. NCBI's taxonomy places the organism in Eukaryota, Metazoa, Annelida, Polychaeta, Dinophilidae. The record is from the annotation of a GenBank genome assembly.